AAAAUAUGGUAAUCGAGAUUCUAAGGGCUAUCUCUUACAUCUUUGGAUGGUUUUAUGUGGCGCUUUGGGGUUUCUCAUGCUACCCACAAGCUAUACUUAAUUACCAGCUAAAGUCAGUAGCAGGAUUUUCAAUAGAUUUUGGAAUAAUGCACAUGACAGGCUUCCUUCUGUACUCAAUCUAUUGCUUCGGAGGAUUCACUUAUGCUUAUAUGGGGACUGGAGAUAUCCAACUAGUAGAUUUGUUCUUCCCUACUCAUUGAUUUUUGAUCUCUAGUGUCAAUUUAUCUCAAAUAUGGAUAUAUAAAAGAGGAUCUCAAACAAGUUUUGACAAAAGAAUGGUCAUUCUUGUUACAAUUAUCUGGAUAAUGACUGCUCUCUGGUUUAUCCUUGAAGCUGUAGUAGGAGUGAGAUUCCCAAAUAUAAUUAAUACAUUCCUGCUAGUUGGAUAUUUUAAGACAAUAAUCACUUUCGCAAAAUAUUUACCUCAGGUAUCUCUCAACUACAGAAGAAAAUCAACCAAAGGAUUGAGCAUAACUUACAUCUGCCUCGAUCUCUCAGGGUGAAUAUUCGCAAUGUUACAACAAUUCAUCGACCUCUUCGUCGACAAGUACACCAACCCCACUCACUCCCACAACUUCAACUACAUAAAACUCCUGAUCAGCCUAGUAUCUGCCUCCUUCGACAUCCUCCAAAUAAUCCAGAAGUACAUUCUGUACCCUGAAAUAAAGGGUAGGCUUAUUGAUGAUACGAAAGAUACGUACAGAGUGCAGAUGUCCAACAUGAAACCCUUACUUGAUUAACAAAGGAAGGAGAAUCCAGUUC
Moneuplotes crassus is the source of this 822-nucleotide messenger RNA. NCBI's taxonomy places the organism in Eukaryota, Ciliophora, Spirotrichea, Euplotida, Euplotidae. The record is from the annotation of a GenBank genome assembly.